AUGCCUCCUGAAAACCUUCACAUAACCGUCUUGGAAGUCGCUCAUUCUCUGACAGAAGAUCAAAUUGAAGGACUUGUCCAGACCCUCCAGUCAUCCAAAGAUGUCACAUCUGCAAAUAUUGCAGCAUACUCACGCAGCCGCCCUACACGUCUUAUCAAGCCUAUGGUAAGCUUCGAUUCCACUGCACUGGCGCUGGGCUUUGUCCCGGCUGCUGGUGAGUGUCUAGAAGCGGAAUCUAGUAGCAAUAAUGAGCACUACACAUACCAUCAUCUUCGCCGAGAUGUAUUUGACAUGGUCCGACAAACCAAGGUCCCUGUUGCUUCGCGUUAUAUUGUUCCCUCGGCACAUCUCACUAUCGCAAGGUUUAUUACCCAGGACGGGUUUGUGGUCAAGGGAUCGAAUGACACGGAGACUGUCGACCAUGCGCGUGUCAAGAUGUUGAUUGAUAAAAUUGGUGAGAUUAACCAGAAGUUGGAAAAUGAGUAUUGGCCCAAAGAGGGGGCCAUUAGGGAGGAUGGUGAAUGGGUUGCUGGGCAAGAGGGUCUAGUCAUUCGGAGAGGGUGUCUCUGGUAUGGAGGCGGCGAGUAUGUGCCGCUUGACUAG
Messenger RNA from Penicillium verrucosum, 603 nucleotides. RefSeq lists its product as uncharacterized. The coding region runs from base 1 to 603 and encodes 200 amino acids. NCBI's taxonomy places the organism in Eukaryota, Fungi, Ascomycota, Eurotiomycetes, Eurotiales, Aspergillaceae. The transcript has a single exon. The record is from RefSeq and is a predicted model, not a curated record.